Messenger RNA from Purpureocillium lilacinum, 1065 nucleotides. RefSeq lists its product as uncharacterized. The record is from RefSeq and is a predicted model, not a curated record. Lineage: Eukaryota; Fungi; Ascomycota; Sordariomycetes; Hypocreales; Ophiocordycipitaceae.
AUGGCCAGCUUCGCCCGCUCCUUCAAGCCCCCGGCCUCGUACCUCUCGCCCGUGCGACGCCCCGGCAUGCCCGGCCGCACCAUCAGCAACUCGUCGGACCUGUCGCUGACGUCCAACGCCAGCGGCCCCCCGGCCGACGACAAUUCGCGGGAACAGUCUGUGUCGGCGCCGGGCACGCCGUACUUGAGUGGGCCGGAGGACGAGCAGCGCGCCUCGUCGACCAAGAACAGCCCCGACGGCUUCCCUUUCCAUUCUUCCCGGAGCGCGAGUCAUAGCCGUCCCAUCGCCAUCGAGCUUCCCAAACUGAAGAAGCUCGCCUCUCCCUCGUCCGUUCGCACGCCGCCGGAGCCACUCUCCGCGCGGGGCGACCUCCCUGGAGGAUAUUUCCCCAACCACGAAGACCCCAAAAACCGCGUCCACCGCCCGCACCCCUUCACCAACGCCAACGACCCGCGCAACCCCUUUAUCCUCUCCGACUCGGCUGCCAUGCAGGCCGACCGCAGGAUGCCCACCUCGCAUCCCGGCUUGUCAUCCGCCAUGGCCGCUCCCGCCAACCUUCCCGUCUCGUCGUACCUGGCGCCCGGCUUCCACGAUGCGCCCGUGCCGAUGGGCAAGUACUAUCCCUCCAACUACGAGAGGAGCACGCGCAGUAGCGGCCAACGACAGGCGCGGCAUCCCGAGAGCCUGCCAUCUUCCAUCAAGUCGGACUCCCAGGUACCCCAAUACACGGGCGCCGAGACUCCCGAGGCCGAAACUCGGCGCAAGAUGCAGCAGUAUCAACGCGACAUGAUUGCGCAGGCCGCCAUGGCCCUUGGGGGCUCGUCCAAGGCGGCCAAGACAGGCGCCACCGUCGCCCUCAACGGCAUCCCACUGAAGGACUCGUGGUACACCUCGUCGCCGCACAAGCCCGCCUCGCCUCGCCUCGACCCCCUCGGCAGCCCCGGCCCCGUCACGCCCAUGGACCUUGAUGCGAGUCGCGUCAGCUACCUCGACAAGGGCUUGGACAGGCUGUCCAGGGACGGCAUGCCCCUGCCCGGCGCUCCCGUUGGGCCGCGAUCCAUGUAA